AUGUGGAGUGAAUUGCCCCUCCUUGAUGCGUCAUUUUCGUCACAAACCACAUCCAAAGCCCUCCCCUCUACCUUGACCCUGAAAAGCCACAAAGACACUUCUUCCUUGUUCUUCCUCUUUCUGGUGCUCAUUUUUGUGUGCUGGUGCCCCAAAUCCUCUCCGUUCCUGGACACCCAUGGACAUGUUUUGGAUCCCUCUUCUCACCAUCCUCACACUCCUCCACCAAACCACCGCGCGCUCAGCAUCUCCCAGCUGAGGAUGGAGGAUGCCGGGACCUACUCUGUAACCAUUGAUACAAAAAGAUCCACUUUCACCCUUCAGCUGUUCGGAGAGCUGGCAGAGCCCAUGGUGACCUGCGAGGCCCAGAACUGCUCGGACGGGAGCUGCAGCUUCUCCCUGCGCUGCUCCACGCCCGGCGCCAGCCUCAGGAACGUCUCCUACAGCUGGAGGGUGCGGGAUCAGCCGUGGGAUGGGGACUCCGUGGUGCUGCGGGUGAACGAAUCAUCCCGGGAGGAGCCGGAGACGUUGACGUGCAUGGCAUGGAACCCCGUCAGCAGCAGGAGCUUCACCGUCACCAUCCCCGGGGUGCUCUGCUCAGGUGAGAGCUGGGGACAGGUGGGGAAAGGUGGGAUGGACCGAUCCUGA
Passer domesticus (house sparrow) is the source of this 645-nucleotide messenger RNA. Its product is annotated as SLAM family member 7-like. The record is from RefSeq and is a predicted model, not a curated record. NCBI's taxonomy places the organism in Eukaryota, Metazoa, Chordata, Aves, Passeriformes, Passeridae. The transcript is spliced from 4 exons. The coding region runs from base 1 to 645 and encodes 214 amino acids.